UAUCUCACUGGGAUUAAAAAGUCUGUGUGUGAAAUUAAUCAUUUGCAGGAAGUUGAGAGGAAGGAGCAAGAAGUAGUAAACUUUGAUGAAUUCCCGCCAGAGGUUUUAAUUAAACAUCCACUUCAACAUACUUGGACCCUUUGGUAUUAUGAACCAGACAGAAAUAAAACAUGGGAAGAGAGUCAAAGAAAAAUCACGAGCUUUGAUACAGCUGAAGAUUUCUGGAGUUUAUACAAUCACAUAAAGGCAGCAUCAGAAUUAAGACAAGGUUGUGACUAUAGUAUGUUCAAAGAAGGAAUCAGACCUAUGUGGGAAGAUGAUGCAAAUAAAUGUGGCGGAAGGUGGCUUAUAAACUUAGAAAAAAAGCAAAGAAAUACAGAUUUAGAUCAUUUUUGGUUAGAAAUUCUUUUAUGUAUGAUUGGUGAAGCAUUUAAUGAAUAUUCUGAUGAUAUUUGUGGGGCUGUUGUAAAUAUAAGGACAAAAGGAGAUAAACUUGGUGUAUGGACUGCAAAUGCCAAUAGUGAAGAGAGUGUUAUGGAAAUCGGACGCAAAUUAAGAGAAAGAUUAAAAAUUUCAUCAAAAGUUACUAUAGGCUACCAAAUACAUAAAGAUGUUAUGGUCAAAGUAGGAAGUCAAACAAAGAAUGCCUAUAUUGUU
Messenger RNA from Heterotrigona itama, 657 nucleotides. The record is from the annotation of a GenBank genome assembly. NCBI's taxonomy places the organism in Eukaryota, Metazoa, Arthropoda, Insecta, Hymenoptera, Apidae.